Humulus lupulus (European hop) is the source of this 483-nucleotide messenger RNA. RefSeq lists its product as uncharacterized. Lineage: Eukaryota; Viridiplantae; Streptophyta; Magnoliopsida; Rosales; Cannabaceae. The record is from RefSeq and is a predicted model, not a curated record. The transcript has a single exon. Bases 1 to 483 code for a protein of 160 amino acids.
AUGUCACCAUAUCGGUUGGUGUAUGGGAAGCCUUGCCAUCUACCGGUAGAGCUAGAGCAUAAGGCUUGGUGGGCUGUAAGGAAGUGUAACAUGGACAUGGUUGCUGUAGGACAACAACGAAUGCUUCAAUUGCAUGAGCUAGAAGAAAUACGCAAUGAAGCAUAUGAGAGCUCGAGAAUCUACAAGGAGAAAACCAAAGCUUUUCAUAACAAACAUAUUCUUUGGAAGAGUUUUGUGGAAGGUCAGAAAGUUCUCAUGUAUCACUCUCGCCUUAAACUUUUUCCUGGGAAGUUGAAGUCUCGCUGGUUAGGUCCAUUCAUUGUUACCAAGGUUUAUCCUCAUGGAGCGGUCGAAGUUGUAAGUCCAAGUACUGGAAAUUCAUUCAAGGUGAAUGGUCAGAGAUUAAAGCCAUAUUAUGAAUCAAUGGAGAAAGAACAAGCUGUUGUGAUUCACCUCAUUUACUCGAUAUAUGUUGAUGAAUGA